Molecule: messenger RNA, 819 nt
Organism: Didymodactylos carnosus
Lineage: Eukaryota; Metazoa; Rotifera; Eurotatoria; Philodinida; Philodinidae
Source: the annotation of a GenBank genome assembly
AUGGCAUUUGGUAGUGGACGCAGUAGUAUGAGCUGCGGUAUAAGAUUAAUUCAAAUUAUUAUGGUGGUAUUCAAUGUUUUAUUUUUUUUGGUUGGAGCAGCUCUGCUUGCUCUCGGAAUUUAUGUAAUGGUCGAUCCAAAGUUCCAGAAAAUAAAAGCUUUGCUACCUAUCAAUACCAACAAUUCCUAUCUUGAUCAAGGUUUCUCUUACAUUACAAUGAUUGCCAUAGUAGUUGUGGUUCUUGGUUCGAUUUUGUUCAUUCUUGGUUUUUGUGGAUGUUGCGGUGCAAUGAGACGAUCGAUAUGUCUGCUCACAGUGUAUUCAAUUCUUGUUGGAAUAAUUAUAAUCGUUGAAGUAGCAUUAACUAUCUACAUCGUUUCAUUUCAAUCAAAAUUCAAAGAACAAUUUGUUCCAAAACUACAAGAAUCAAUUUCAAAAGGUUAUCAAGGUCCUCCAAUUAAAGAGAAUGAACCUGGUGCGGUUAGUUUAGCAUGGGAUUUUAUUAUGUACAAUUUGAAAUGUUGCGGUGCUCACAAUUCAACAGACUUUAGAAAUACACCUAAGUGGAACAAAAUAAAUCCAUGGAUCCCAGAACAAUCCUUCAAGUAUCCACUGACAUGCUGUCCGAUGGGAAACGCCUGGACACAAGACUGGACCACAUUGUCCGAAGAAACACUUAUGAAAGCACAACAAUGUGCUGUGGAUGGAACGGAUGUUUAUCAAACUGGUUGUUAUGAUAAACUACUAGACAUAAUUGUCUCUCACAAAUUGUACAUUAUUAUUGGAGCAGUUGCUGUUCUUGUCAUAGAAGUGAGUUAA